UCAAAUUUGUAUGAAAAUUAUUGAAGAACGACGAAUAUAGACGUAGUAAGACGAGAGAAGAAGAAAAAAACAUCAUACAAAACCUUCAAUUGUGGUAGAGAGACGGGUGAUUGUUUUGAUAUUUUAUAUCGAGCCAAUUUCAUAUAUGUCAAAAAAAAAGUUUUAAGCCUGACGUCCAUUUGAUAUUUUGUGUGAAAUCCAUUCAACACAGCUGUGCUACGAAUGAAACCACACGACCAAAGUGCACGACAAAAUCAAUCAAUAUUUGUAUGGGAAAAAUAAUCAGAUUUAAACUGGAUAAAAACAAUUACGUACAAUUUUUUUUAUUAUGUAAAAGUGAACCGAGAAUUUAUUUGUGUUGUGUGUGUGAACUUUUUACCCUCAUAUUCUCAUUAAGUUAGUGCGUAAAAAUGGAUAAACUUUCAGAAGACGAAGAAAUCGCAAAAUUACUGGAUGUCAAGGACAUUGAAUUCAUUGAAACGAGUGAAUUAAAUGAAAACAAUGAAAAUGACAUAAAUUCGGAGAAUAGAAAACUCAUAAAUGAUACAAAUACACCGAAUAAUUUGAACGAUUGUGGCGAAGAAGAAAAAUCGAAUGGAAUUUUUGUCGCUUGUACGGAACGACGAUCGGAUGAACCAACUGAAUUAAGCUUUGAAAAAGUGCCAGAAAAUGUUGAAGAAAAAUUAAAGAGGCAGAAAAUUGAAGCGGCACUCACUGAUCCAAAUACUCCAUUGAGUAAAUGGCAGGAAUUUGCCAAGAGUGACUACGGGCUAGUUAGCGAUGAUUUAAGGCGUCAAGUAUGGCCCCGACUCGUUGGAAUUGAUCCAAAUACCGUUGAUCCAGCACCAAAUCUGGAGGAUUUAAAAUCUCACCGUGAAUACAAUCAAGUGAUUUUGGAUGUAAAUCGAUCAAUAAAACGUUUUCCACCGGGCAUACCCUACGAACAACGUAUCGCACUACAAGAUCAACUCACCGUUUUGAUUCUUCGUGUCAUCAUCAAAUAUCCGCAUCUAAGAUAUUAUCAGGGAUAUCACGAUGUAGCUAUUACAUUUCUAUUAGUUGUUGGCGAAGAGGUUGCCUUUCAUGUCAUGGAAAUAUUGUCCACAAAUCAUCUCGUUGAGUGCAUGCAAGAAACAAUGGAACCAACACAACAUCGUCUCAUGUAUUUGUAUCCCAUUAUUCGUCGUGAAAGUGCCAAAUUAUGUGAUUAUUUGCUAAAAUCGUCGGUUGGAACGUUAUUUGCAUUGCCUUGGUAUUUAACGUGGUUUGGCCACAGUUUGAAUUCAUACCGAAAUGUCGUUCGAUUGUAUGAUUAUUUCCUAGCAUCGCCAUUCCUAAUGCCGUUAUAUGCUACGGUUGCCAUUGUUCUUUAUCGAGAGGACGAUAUUUUCAAAGAGGACUGUGACAUGGCCAGCCUACAUUGUCUUCUUUCACAAUUGCCUGAAGAUCUACCAUUUGAGUAUUUACUACAAAAUGCAGCCGAACUUUACAAACAACAUCCACCAGAUGAAAUCGAAUUGGAAGUACAAAUAAUGGUUCAGAAAGAAAAAGAGCAACGAGAAAAGGAAAUAAAAGAGGCGGCCAAACGACGUUUGCAAAUCCAACGAAAAGCGGCCGCAAAGAAUUCAUUGGUGUAUCGAUAUAUACCGCAGAUCCUAUGGAACAGACGAACCGCAUUGGCUACAACAGCAUUUUCGAUUGUAAUUGGCAUAUGUGCCUACUACUACAAAGCACAGUUCAUAUCACUGACCAGUGGCAUCAGCUGAAAUUCGGUAAACUAUAUGGCUCUAAUGUUCCAUCGAUAUAGCCAUAUAGCCGGCCAUUCUCCGUGCGCUGUAUACUAGGGCUCAUCAUAGCUUACAGAAUAUUUGCAAUUUUUUUCUUUAUUUGUACCAAAAACCAAAUCGACGAUGAUUUCAUUUCUCUGAACAUAUAUUUAUAUAAUUUUUGGUAAUGAUAGUGGUUAUAUAAGCAGGAUUAGAAUGGAAAUAUUAUUAAUAUUAUUUCGAAUUGUGUAAAUUUGAUUGCCAGAGCAGCUCAAGCAAUCCAAUGUGGUUCACGAUUUGUCUUCGCAUCGACAGACUUAACUUACCUUUACAUGAGUUUAUCAACGAUUCCUUUUUUUAUGUAUAAUUUUUUUUUUUGAUCUAAAUUGUAUAUUUAUUUAUUCACAUAUAUCUAAGUGAAAGUAGACAGAAUAAUAUUCAAUUAGUCGGAAUAAGAGCAGAAACCAAUAUACUACUCCAAAGGAGAAAACAAUUAGCCCAUCUAUGUUUGCGCUAACUUUUCAGCUGCUGCCGACUUUCCAUGUAGCAAAAGCAUCAGCUGACCAGUUAGCACAAGCAUAGGUCUGAUGAUAUAACCAUGGCUCGUAUAAAAUAUUAUCGAAUGGGUCACAUUGUGCACUUUAUUAUUAUUCGCACUCGAAUAAAAAUCAAUUUAUCUCGUCGAUCACAAUUCAAUGGCGUAUAUAAAAUGUUCGUGUACCAAGUACGAUGUAAUAGGUCAGUCAUUGUUGCAAAUAAAAUUUUGAUUUAAUGAAAAAAA
Messenger RNA from Contarinia nasturtii (swede midge), 2547 nucleotides. Its product is annotated as TBC1 domain family member 20. Gene Ontology annotation, molecular function: GTPase activator activity. Gene Ontology annotation, cellular component: endoplasmic reticulum membrane. Bases 411 to 1766 code for a protein of 451 amino acids. Gene Ontology annotation, biological process: endoplasmic reticulum to Golgi vesicle-mediated transport; positive regulation of GTPase activity. The record is from RefSeq and is a predicted model, not a curated record. The transcript is spliced from 8 exons. NCBI's taxonomy places the organism in Eukaryota, Metazoa, Arthropoda, Insecta, Diptera, Cecidomyiidae.